AUGCCAAUAAUUUCCUCUCAAUUUCCCGAACAAAAUGUUGCUUUUAAUGUUAAUGAAUUUACAAAAAAUAUAAUUUUAAGAGAAAUUAAAAAAGAUUCUGAUAAUUUUAAAAACGCUAAACAUUUAAAUAAAGAAUUUUGGCAAAACAAAAUAUUUAAAAAAAUAAAUUUAAAAUUAAUUUACAAACAUUUUAUUUUGGUUAUUUGUACAGAAAUUAAUGAAAAUAAUUAUUUUGGAAAUUUUAAAUGUGGAUUAUUAAAAACAAAAUUAAGAUUAAUAUUUAAAGAUUGGGCAGAAAAAAUUAAAAAUGGAAAAAUAAAUUUAAAAGAAUAUCAUUCAAUUUCUGGAUUUGAGAGAGAAAGGAAAUGUAAAAGAAUUAAUGGUAUUGAUGAGCAUUGGACGGUUUGGUUAGUUGGAAUAAAUUUGGAAAAUAAUGAAGAAAAUAUUGAUAAACAAAAGGAAUUGUUAUUAACAAUUAAUGAACAUUUUUGGAAAAUUAAUAAAAAAGAAAAUUGGUUAAAUGCUAUUUAUGUUAAUCAAAAUAAUUUAAAAAAUAUGUGGGUAUAUUUACGGGAUUAUUAG
Meloidogyne enterolobii is the source of this 582-nucleotide messenger RNA. The record is from the annotation of a GenBank genome assembly. NCBI's taxonomy places the organism in Eukaryota, Metazoa, Nematoda, Chromadorea, Rhabditida, Meloidogynidae.